AUGGACGCCGCGGCCCUCCUCAAAUCACAAGGGUGGCGGGGCACCGGUUUCUCCCUGCACCCGACCAACGACGCCAUCGGCCUCGCCAAGCCACUCCUCAUCUCGCGCAACACGGACGGGCGCGGCAUCGGGCAGAAAAAACACUACACGAGCGACCAGUGGUGGCUGCAGGCGUUCGACCAGAAGCUCAAGGGCCUCGACACCACCUCCAAAAAGGGCAGCGUCGUGCAGUCGGUCACGCAGGGCAAGCUCGACGUCAUCGCCGCCAGCCAGCCCAACGGCAAAUACACGGGCGCGAGCGGGCUGUAUGCCUCAUUCGUGCGAGGCGGGUUGCUGGAUGGGACGAAGCAGGAGGAGGAAGAGGAGGAUGGGAUAAGAACUGCGGAGUCGACCGACGCGACGCCCGCGACCUCGUCGUCUGAUGAUAGUGAAGGAGUGGCGGGGUCUGCCUCGGGGAAGAAGCGGGGGAAACGGGACGGGUCCGAGUCUAAGCUGGAGAGACGGGCGCGGCGGGCGGCGAGGAGUUUGCGCAAGGCGGAUAAGGCGGCACGGAAGGCGGCCGCGGCUAGGGCUGCGCAGAAAGCGGUGGAGAAAGCGGCGAAGAAGGAGCUGAAGAGGGCGAGGAAGGCGGGCGAGACAAAAGAGGAGAGGCGUGCUAGGAGGGCGGAAAGGAGGGAACGGAAGGAGGCUAAGAGGAGGAGGCGGGAGGGAGCUACACAAAAGUCUGAUCAGGGAUGA
This is a messenger RNA of Chaetomium globosum CBS 148.51, 738 nucleotides long. RefSeq lists its product as uncharacterized. The transcript has a single exon. Lineage: Eukaryota; Fungi; Ascomycota; Sordariomycetes; Sordariales; Chaetomiaceae. The record is from RefSeq and is a predicted model, not a curated record. Bases 1 to 738 code for a protein of 245 amino acids.